Molecule: messenger RNA, 877 nt
Organism: Spizellomyces punctatus DAOM BR117
Lineage: Eukaryota; Fungi; Chytridiomycota; Chytridiomycetes; Spizellomycetales; Spizellomycetaceae
Exons: 8
Coding region: 33-860 (275 amino acids)
Biological process (GO): cilium assembly
Cellular component (GO): motile cilium
Source: RefSeq, a predicted model, not a curated record
UGAGCAGCGACAUCAACAUAAACUCGUCCGCCAUGCUGGAAACUGCGGAGACCGUUGAGAUAAGACUGCAUGCCGCCGACCUUCUGGAAAAGUUGCCCCACACCGUCCCUCAUAGGACUGGUAACUGGACUGAAGAGUCUGUGUUGCGAGAGGAAAAAAUGAGAGAAUUUUUGACCAAUUAUGAAAAGGGAAUGGCGAAUGUUAAGAAGGGUGAGCGCAGAGCGAAGACAGCUCGAAAGGAGCAAAUUCUCUCUCCCAAAUUGGUUUACGAUGCUAACAUCAUGCUAAAGAAUGGCCAUACCCAAUCUCAUCUAUCCGCGGACAUCCCCGACAGCUUCCCCGACAAUAUAGCACCAAGCACCAUACUGGCAUUGACAACUUGUGCAACUGAAACAAGCCCUACAGCGCGGAGCUGUUUUCAGCUCGUUAGAUUGGACGAGGAUGGCAAUACUGAAGAGUCUGUGCCGCGGUUUGGCGAAAGGUUUUAUAUUGUUGUGACCAGCGAUCUGGUCGAUGCUCCGAUGUACCUAACGUCCGAGCCAAAGUCUUUCCUCAAUUAUGCCAAAUUGUCAAAAGACCAGGCAGUCUACCUAACGUUCAACAGAGAUUAUCGUUCCGUCUGGCAAUUCGACUACCCCGAUCCAAACUUUCGCCUGGAAAUGGAGGGACAAGACGUUGCGCCUAAUACCCCAGUAUUAAUCAAACACUGCAAUACUGGAAAUUAUUUGUCGUCCGACAAAAAGUAUGGCCUCAGAACGGACUUUGGAGUUGAGUGGGAGGUGGCAUGUCACACGUACAAGGAUUACGGGACAAGGCUUGAAUUGGACCAGAAUCAUUGGCUGCUCCGAGUUUCCGAAUAAAAUUCCACUUUUAAGAA